AUGGCGUCGCCUCCGGAGCAGUAUCACUACCCUUCCGCCCAGCCGCCUCAGCAGCAGCAGCAGCGGCUGGUCCAACAGCAGCAACACCCCCAGCUGCAAUACUCCCAACCAUCGCAGCAGCAGACCACCUCUCGGGCCAAGCCGCGCAGCUUCAGCUUCCGAUCUGACAAGUCGCAUCACAGCGGAGGCAGCAAGUCGGACUUCUACGAGACCCACGAGGAGAAGGAGGCAAGACGCUUACACACCAAGGCGGACCCGUCGCUGGCCAUCAACGAGGCAGAGCCCUCAACAGUCGCCGCCAUGAUGACGCAGACGUCUCAUGUCCCACUGCGGUCGAUGCAGCACAAAGAUACCUGGGGCAAUCCAAUCUCGGAUCCCGACAAGUCAAACCCCACUCGCAGUCGCUGGGAACGACCGCUCGACACCAUCAGAAGCUUCGAAGCCGCCAUUGACGGAGGAUACAACCGCAAAUCCAUGUACCGAUCAGACACGGACUCAGUUGCAGCCUGGAACAAACGAAACAGCUUCCAUCCGCAGAACCAGCCUCGGUUCCCCCAGGAUAGCUAUUACGGCAGCCGACCGACAUCCUUUAGGGCAGAAAGCAGCUACGGAGCCAUGACCCCCGGCGCCAACAGGAACAGCUACUAUGACGCUCAAGGUUACGGCGGCGGCUAUGGCAAUGGCAAUGGCAAUGGCAAUGGAUACGGCAGGCCGAACCCUCGCGAGCGCGCCCAGCGCAUGCAUUCAGAGGGCCAUUACCAGACAUAUGGGAGGGAGCAGCAAAACAUCUAUCCCAUGCCGCACAAGGAUCGUUCUUACGAGACGGUGACAUCGGCUGCGCAAAGCGGCAACUCAGAUGCCGCAGGCUAUCAGACCGACCCGACUAGCAGCGACAAUAGCUCCAUCGACCGGACAUCCUCAGCUAAGCGCCAGGAGCCCACCAAUGACUACGGUAUUGGCUUCAACCAGGCACAAACAUAUCACUCUCCCAACUUUUCGGUCGGAUUAGGGGCAAACAGCGGCAACAGCCAUCCUUUGCCUCCUGCGCCAGCCCUGCAGCAGCAGCAGCAGCAUGGCGCCGCACCCGCCGUUCCCAGGAAGCAGACGGUACUGAAGCGGCAAGUGUCCCGGCAAGAGAGUCCGGACAAGCAGCGGAAAAGCUGGUUCAGCCGCCGAUUCAGCAAAACAUCUUGA
Purpureocillium lilacinum is the source of this 1194-nucleotide messenger RNA. RefSeq lists its product as uncharacterized. The record is from RefSeq and is a predicted model, not a curated record. NCBI's taxonomy places the organism in Eukaryota, Fungi, Ascomycota, Sordariomycetes, Hypocreales, Ophiocordycipitaceae.